This is a messenger RNA of Glycine soja, 525 nucleotides long. RefSeq lists its product as uncharacterized. Bases 121 to 261 code for a protein of 46 amino acids. Gene Ontology annotation, biological process: negative regulation of cell population proliferation. The transcript has a single exon. The record is from RefSeq and is a predicted model, not a curated record. NCBI's taxonomy places the organism in Eukaryota, Viridiplantae, Streptophyta, Magnoliopsida, Fabales, Fabaceae.
UCACUAAACAAACUCACUCACAACACAACACAACUUCAAUUCAAAGCUUCAAGCUAUAAGCCCAACAAAGCUUAAAGAAAAAAAGAUAAGAAAACCAAAAAUAUUACUAACUCUUGAAAAAUGAAAAUGGGUAGUCCUAGCAUGGGAGGCUCAAAGAGAAGGCUCUCAAGCAGAGGGCUUGGAGGAGCCCUUAGGGAGCGAAGGGCAAGGCUUUACAUAAUUAGAAGGUGUGUGGUCAUGCUCCUCUGCUGGCAUGACUAGAAUCCCAGCUUGAUUUCCAUGACUAUGGAACAAGAUUUGGUUAUUUUCUCUUUGUUUUAUUCUUUUCUUCUUCUUCCUUUGAUUCAUAAGGUGGAGUGUAUAUAGCUGACGGCUGGUUAUUUGUGGGAGAGAUGUAACAAUUUUUUGUAUGGAUUGCUGGCCUUAUAAAUACAUAUAUGGCUUGGCUUUAUGUACAUCAGAAAUAACAGUGAAAUUAUUUAUAACAAUUCCAAUUUUAUCAUAUAUUCAAAGCCUAUUUCACUA